CAGGACGAUGUGAACACUGCUGUACCACCAACACCGACGCAGGUGGACGACAUGAACACUGCUGUGCCACCCACUCCGAAACAGCAGGACGACACGAACACUGCUGUGCCACCCACUCCGAGACAGGAGGACGACACAAACACUGCUGUGCCACCGACUCCCAAACAGGAGGACGACACAAACACUGCUGUGCCACCUACUCCGAGAGCGACAGCAAAUAACUUGCGAAAACUCCAAGUGCAGUAUGGGAUUCCGAUAAUCCGGCGAACUUUGUACCGAUUCAAUCAAAUCAUUAGUGAACCGAAGUAA
Messenger RNA from Cooperia oncophora, 309 nucleotides. Lineage: Eukaryota; Metazoa; Nematoda; Chromadorea; Rhabditida; Trichostrongylidae. The record is from the annotation of a GenBank genome assembly.